Messenger RNA from Hyla sarda, 399 nucleotides. Its product is annotated as histone H2B 1.1. NCBI's taxonomy places the organism in Eukaryota, Metazoa, Chordata, Amphibia, Anura, Hylidae. The coding region runs from base 1 to 381 and encodes 126 amino acids. The transcript has a single exon. Gene Ontology annotation, molecular function: DNA binding; protein heterodimerization activity; structural constituent of chromatin. The record is from RefSeq and is a predicted model, not a curated record. Gene Ontology annotation, cellular component: nucleosome.
AUGCCUGAUCCCGCCAAGUCUGCACCAGCCCCCAAGAAGGGCUCCAAGAAAGCCGUGACCAAGACUCAGAAGAAGGACGGCAAGAAGAGGAGGAAGACCAGGAAGGAAAGCUAUGCCAUCUACGUGUACAAGGUGCUCAAGCAGGUCCACCCUGACACCGGCAUCUCCUCCAAGGCCAUGGGCAUCAUGAACUCCUUUGUCAACGAUAUCUUCGAGCGCAUCGCAGGAGAAGCCUCCCGCCUGGCUCACUACAACAAGCGCUCCACCAUCACCUCCCGGGAGAUCCAGACCGCCGUGCGCCUGCUGCUGCCUGGAGAGCUGGCCAAGCACGCCGUGUCCGAGGGCACCAAGGCCGUCACCAAGUACACCAGCGCCAAGUAACCUGCUCCGCCUCCUGCU